This is a messenger RNA of Saimiri boliviensis boliviensis (Bolivian squirrel monkey), 6071 nucleotides long. The record is from RefSeq and is a predicted model, not a curated record. Lineage: Eukaryota; Metazoa; Chordata; Mammalia; Primates; Cebidae.
AGGAGGAGGAGGAGUAGGAGGCGGGCGGGCGGGUGCGCAGCGUGAAGAGGCAGCAUCCGCGCUGCCCGGCUCGGCGGCAGCUCACGAUGCCUCAGAUCUGAUCCACAUCUACCAGGCUGGCAAUGAAGACAUCCAGAGAAUAGUUCACAUCUAUCAUGCGUCACUUCUAGACACAGCCACCAGACGCAUCUCCUCCCCACUCUGCCUGACCUGUGGUUUAGGGACACGUCCCACGGCCUCUCCUGACGUCUGCCUGGUCAACCAUCGCUUCCUUAGAGAAUAAGGAGAGAGGCAGACGCAGGAAAUCAUGCCACCGACGGGCCACCAGCAAUGAGUGGGUGACGCUGAGUUGACGUCAAAGACAGAGAGGGCUGAAGCCUUGUCAGCACCUGUCACCCCAGCUCCUGCUCUCAGUGUAGCCUGAAGCCUGGCUCCUCCUGGUGAAAUCGUCUUGGCCUGAUAGCAUCACGAGGUCUUCAGACAGGGCCCUUGGAAGCCGGUGGCCAUGGAGGAUCACAUGUUCGGUGUUCAGCAAAUCCAGCCCAAUGUCAUUUCUGUUCGUCUCUUCAAACGCAAAGUUGGGGGCCUGGGAUUCCUGGUGAAGGAGCGGGUCAGUAAGCCGCCCGUGAUCAUCUCCGACUUGAUUCGAGGGGGUGCCGCAGAGCAGAGCGGCCUUAUCCAAGCCGGAGACAUCAUUCUCGCAGUCAACGGCCGGCCCUUGGUGGACCUGAGCUAUGACAGCGCCCUGGAGGUACUCAGAGGCAUUGCUUCCGAGACCCACGUGGUCCUCAUUCUGAGGGGCCCUGAAGGCUUCACCACACACCUGGAGACCACCUUUACGGGUGACGGGACCCCCAAGACCAUCCGGGUGACCCAGCCCCUGGGUCCCCCCACCAAAGCUGUGGAUCUGUCCCACCAGCCAGCAGCCGGCAAAGAACAGCCCCUAGCAGUGGACGGAGCCUCGGGUCCCGGGAAUGGGCCUCAGCAUGCCCAAGAUGAUGGGCAGGAGGCCGGCUCGCUCCCUCAUGCCAACGGCCUGGCCCCCAGGCCCCCAGGCCAGGACCCUGCGAAGAAAGCAGCCAGGGCUGGUCUCCAAGGCAGAGGGGAGAACAAUGAACUGCUCAAGGAGAUAGAGCCUGUGCUGAGCCUUCUCACCAGCGGAAGCAGAGGGGUCAAGGGAGGGGCACCUGCCAAGGCAGAGAUGAAAGAUAUGGGAAUCCAGGUGGACAGAGAUUUGGAUGGCAAGUCACACAAACCUCUGCCCCUCGGCGUGGAGAACGACCGAGUCUUCAAUGACCUAUGGGGGAAGGGCAAUGUGCCUGUCGUCCUCAACAACCCAUAUUCAGAGAAGGAGCAGCCUCCUGCCUCGGGAAAACAGUCCCCCCCAAAGAAUGGCAGCCCCUCCAAGUGUCCACGCUUCCUCAAGGUCAAGAACUGGGAGACUGACGUGGUUCUCACUGACACCCUCCACCUUAAGAGCACACUGGAAACAGGAUGCACUGAGUAUAUCUGCAUGGGCUCCAUCAUGCUUCCUUCUCAGCAUACACGGAGGCCUGAAGACAUCCGAACAAAAGAACAGCUCUUCCCUCUCGCCAAAGAGUUUAUUGAUCAGUACUAUUCAUCAAUUAAAAGAUUUGGCUCCAAAGCCCACAUGGAAAGGCUGGAAGAGGUGAACAAAGAGAUAGAAACCACCAGCACCUACCAGCUCAAAGACACAGAGCUCAUCUACGGGGCCAAGCACGCCUGGCGGAAUGCCUCGCGCUGUGUGGGCAGGAUCCAGUGGUCCAAGCUGCAGGUAUUUGAUGCCCGUGACUGCACCACAGCCCAUGGGAUGUUCAACUACAUCUGCAACCAUGUCAAGUAUGCCACCAACAAAGGGAACCUCAGGUCGGCCAUCACCAUAUUCCCCCAGAGGACAGAUGGCAAGCAUGACUUCCGAGUCUGGAACUCCCAGCUCAUCCGCUACGCUGGCUACAAGCAGCCCGAUGGCUCCACCCUGGGGGACCCAGCCAACGUGCAGUUCACAGAGAUUUGCAUACAGCAGGGCUGGAAACCCCCGAGAGGCCGCUUCGAUGUCCUCCCGCUCCUGCUUCAGGCCAACGGCAAUGACCCCGAGCUCUUCCAGAUUCCUCCAGAGCUGGUGUUGGAAGUUCCCAUCAGGCACCCCAAGUUUGAGUGGUUCAAGGACCUGGGGCUGAAGUGGUACGGCCUCCCCGCCGUGUCCAACAUGCUCCUGGAGAUUGGCGGCCUGGAGUUCAGCGCCUGUCCCUUCAGUGGCUGGUACAUGGGCACAGAGAUUGGUGUCCGCGACUACUGUGACAACUCCCGCUACAAUAUCCUGGAGGAAGUGGCCAAAAAGAUGAACUUAGAUAUGAGGAAGACAUCCUCCCUGUGGAAGGACCAGGCACUGGUGGAGAUCAAUAUCGCAGUUCUCUACAGCUUCCAGAGCGACAAAGUGACCAUUGUUGACCAUCACUCCGCCACCGAGUCCUUCAUUAAGCACAUGGAGAAUGAGUAUCGCUCCCGGGGAGGCUGCCCUGCCGACUGGGUGUGGAUCGUGCCCCCCAUGUCCGGAAGCAUCACCCCUGUGUUCCACCAGGAGAUGCUCAACUACCGGCUCACCCCCUCCUUCGAAUACCAGCCUGAUCCCUGGAACACCCACGUCUGGAAAGGCACCAACGGGACCCCCACAAAGCGGCGAGCCAUCGGCUUCAAGAAGCUGGCAGAAGCUGUCAAGUUCUCGGCCAAACUGAUGGGACAAGCUAUGGCCAAGAGAGUCAAAGCGACCAUCCUCUAUGCCACAGAGACAGGCAAAUCGCAAGCUUACGCCAAGACCUUGUGUGAGAUCUUCAAACAUGCCUUUGACGCCAAGGUGAUGUCCAUGGAAGAAUAUGACAUCGUGCACCUGGAACAUGAAACUCUGGUCCUUGUGGUUACCAGCACCUUUGGCAACGGGGAUCCCCCUGAGAAUGGGGAGAAAUUCGGCUGUGCGUUGAUGGAAAUGAGGCACCCCAACUCUGUGCAGGAAGAAAGGAAGUACCCGGAACCCUUGCGUUUCUUUCCCCGUAAAGGGCCUCCCCUCCCCCAUGGUAACACAGAAGUCCACGGUCUGGCUGCAGCCCGUGACACCCAGCACAGGAGCUACAAGGUCCGAUUCAAUAGCGUCUCCUCCUACUCUGACUCCCAAAAAUCAUCAGGCGAUGGACCCGACCUCAGAGACAACUUUGAAAGUGCUGGACCCCUGGCCAAUGUGAGGUUCUCAGUGUUCGGCCUCGGCUCACGAGCGUACCCUCACUUUUGCGCCUUUGGACAUGCCGUGGACACCCUCCUGGAAGAACUGGGAGGGGAGAGGAUCCUGAAGAUGAGGGAAGGGGAUGAGCUCUGUGGGCAGGAGGAGGCUUUCAGGACCUGGGCCAAGAAGGUCUUCAAGGCAGCAUGUGAUGUCUUCUGUGUGGGAGAUGAUGUCAACAUUGAAAAGGCGAACAAUUCCCUCAUCAGCAAUGACCGCAGCUGGAAGAGAAACAAGUUCCGCCUCACCUAUGUGGCCGAAGCUCCAGAACUCACACAAGGUCUAUCCAAUGUCCACAAAAAGCGAGUCUCAGCCGCCCGACUCCUUAGCCGUCAAAACCUCCAAAGCCCUAAAUCCAGCCGCUCAACCAUCUUCGUGCGUCUCCACACCAACGGGAAUCAGGAGCUGCAGUACCAGCCUGGGGACCACCUGGGUGUCUUCCCUGGCAACCGUGAGGACCUCGUGAACGCCCUGAUCGAGCGGCUGGAGGCCGCGCCCCCGGUCAACCAGACGGUGAAGGUGGAGCUGCUGGAGGAGCGGAACACGGCUCUGGGUAACGUUCCCGGGGCCCUUCCCGGCUCCAGUGAGCUGCAGAGGCAGCGGCCGUCUGGGAAGAAGACAUCCAUUCUUCCCAACCACCGAUCCAGGCAGGAGGGCGUCAUCAGUAACUGGACAGACGAGUGCCGCCUCCCGCCCUGCACCAUCUUCCAGGCCUUCAAGUACUACCUGGACAUCACCACGCCGCCAACACCCCUGCAGCUGCAACAGUUUGCCUCCCUAGCCACCAGCGAGAAGGAGAAGCAGCGUCUGCUGGUCCUCAGCAAGGGUUUGCAGGAGUACGAGGAAUGGAAGUGGGGCAAGAACCCCACCAUCGUGGAGGUGCUGGAGGAGUUCCCGUCCAUCCAGAUGCCGGCCACCCUGCUCCUGACCCAGCUGUCCCUGCUGCAGCCCCGCUACUAUUCCAUCAGCUCCUCCCCAGACAUGUACCCGGACGAAGUGCACCUCACUGUGGCCAUCGUUUCCUACCGCACCCGAGAUGGAGAAGGACCGAUUCACCACGGCGUGUGCUCCUCCUGGCUCAACCGGAUACAGGCUGACGAAGUGGUCCCCUGUUUCGUGAGGGGAGCACCCAGCUUCCACCUGCCCCGGAAUCCCCAAGUCCCCUGCAUCCUUGUUGGACCGGGCACUGGCAUUGCCCCUUUCCGAAGCUUCUGGCAACAGCGGCAAUUCGAUAUCCAACAUAAAGGAAUGAACCCCUGCCCCAUGGUCCUGGUCUUCGGGUGCCGGCAAUCCAAGAUAGAUCAUAUCUACAAGGAAGAGACCCUGCAGGCCAAGAACAAGGGAGUCUUCAGAGAGCUGUACACCGCCUACUCCAGGGAGCCAGACAAACCAAAGAAGUACGUGCAGGACAUCCUGCAAGAGCAGCUGGCAGAGUCGGUGUACCGAGCCCUGAAGGAGCAAGGGGGCCACAUUUACGUCUGUGGGGACGUCACCAUGGCCGCUGAUGUCCUCAAAGCCAUCCAGCGCAUCAUGACCCAGCAGGGGAAGCUCUCGGCGGAGGAUGCCGGCGUGUUCAUCAGCCGGAUGAGGGAUGACAACCGGUACCAUGAGGAUAUUUUCGGAGUCACCCUGCGCACAUACGAAGUGACCAACCGCCUUAGAUCUGAGUCCAUUGCCUUCAUUGAAGAGAGCAAAAAAGAUACCGACGAGGUUUUCAGCUCCUAACUGGACCCUCUUGCCCAGCUGGCCGCAGGUUUUGUAAGCGCAGACUGCCACUGCUGAACCUUUCCUCUGGGACCCCGCGUGGCCCUCGCUCUGCCUCCCGUCCUUGUCGCUGUGCCCUGGUUUCCUUCGUCGGGGUUCUCGCCCCUCCGUGGUUUCCUCGGCCCUCCCGGGUUGACUUCUUGAGUUUUCCUGCUGCGAUGCAAUGCUUUUCUAACCUGCAGUGGCUCUUACAAAACUCUAUUCCAGCCCCCUCUCUUGUUGACAAGGGCAACUAAUGGGUGCAUGAAACCACUGGAACAUGGCCGCCGCUGCGGAGGUUUUUUUCUCUGGGGUUCCCCCGGAAAGGCUGCAGGAACUAGGCACAAGCUCUCUGAGUCCCUCAGCCGCAAAACUCCCCCCUUCUCCUUUUUUAUGAUGACGUUUUUGGUUGUGUGUGUGUAUGCGUGUGUGUGAUGGGCCAGGUCUGUCUGUUCUCUUCCCUGCGCGAGUAUGUCAACCUUAGAUCUCCACCUCUUCCACUGAAGACCCUCGAUGCCAAGAAACGUGUCCCUGGCCCAUAUUAAUCCCUCAAGUGUCCAUAAUUAAGGGUCCACGCCCAUGUACCUGAAACAUGUGGAAGCCCUGUAAUUGUUCUGGUUAGAAAGGGUUCAGGGCAUGGAGGGAGGAGUAGGAAAUUGAUUAAGGGGGCUAUCUCCCAAUGAAAGGGGCAGUCCCAGAAUCUGAUGCAUUUAGAUUCUGAGACCAGUGAGCAGAGCCCUCGUAUGACUUGAACCCAUCUAAUGGAUUGGGCGAGUCCCCUCCCCAAACCCACCCAUCCCACCAGAAUCACUUGACUCGGCCACAUCCAUUGACUCCACCAUCUUCCAGCAAUACCAUCCAAGGGACCCGGAAAUUACGUUGUUCAAAGAAACCUGGAUCUUCCUGCUUUGCCGCUGGGUGACUUCGGAUGAGUCACUUGUGCUCAGUUUUCCCUAGUCAUAAUGUUAUAUGAACCUAAAGAAUAUGACUGGGUAGGCCGGGUGUGGUGGUUCAUGCCUCUAAUCCUAGCACUUUGGGA